Mytilus californianus (California mussel) is the source of this 597-nucleotide messenger RNA. RefSeq names its product RYamide receptor-like. The record is from RefSeq and is a predicted model, not a curated record. Gene Ontology annotation, molecular function: neuropeptide receptor activity. Gene Ontology annotation, cellular component: membrane. The coding region runs from base 1 to 597 and encodes 198 amino acids. NCBI's taxonomy places the organism in Eukaryota, Metazoa, Mollusca, Bivalvia, Mytilida, Mytilidae. Gene Ontology annotation, biological process: neuropeptide signaling pathway. The transcript has 4 exons.
AUGCAUUGUAGUGGAUGUAAUUGGACAUUGAUAAAUGGAUCCUUUUGGGACCAGUUUACUUAUGAUAAUCCAGUGACAGAAGAAGGAGAUUACGAACCAGGAUCGCACGGACUCUGCAUCGAAAUUUGGGAAACCCAUAGACUUCGAAAUGUGUAUAGCAUUAUAAUACAAUUACUUCAGUAUGUUAUUCCCUUAAUUAUAAUGAUAUGUGCAUACAUUAACAUUGGAUACAUGAUUUGGAUAAAACAAACACCUGGUGAGGCAAAUAAAGAAAGAGAUAAGAGAAUUGCAUUAUCUAAAAGAAAGACUAUUUCAGAGAUAGGAGAAUUGCAUUAUCUAAAAGAAAGAUAUGCGCACAUACUAUGGCUGUUUUUUCACUGGCUGUCAUUCAGCAAUACCGGUAUCAAUCCAAUGGUUUAUUGUUGGAUUAAUAAGUCAUUUCGGGAGAAGAUAAGGCUAUUGUUUUAUUUGCCUGUUUGUAAUCGCAGAAGAUCGUUUAAAGCACAUAAAAGAUAUUGUCUUUCAAACAACAAACGUUUUUCCAAAAGAAGAAGAGAAGCAUGUAAAGAGAAACAAAAGGAAACUGUCAUUUCUUAG